AGAUCAACACAGCUAAAAACAGACAUUCAACUUUCAUAUCAGAAAUUAACUGAAUUUGUUCUUGCAUCCCUAGUUUAUUUCUAGAGGUAAACAAAAUUAGUAAUAACAAAAUCAGUUGGAUAUAAAUGUAUGCCGAAUUCUGUCACGAAGAUUUGAAAGAUUUCAAAAAUAAUGCAGUUCGAUACGUGUGAUACAGCACAACCUCAGUUCAAAACUUCAGCGGGCGUCAAACUGGAUCACAGUAAAACACAAACCCACUUCUGUAGGAUAUGUUUAACGAUUGUGUCGGAUGAUUAUUUGCAUCCCCUCACAGUGGAACACAAAUCGAAAUUGUUUGCAGCAUUCAAGCAGAUUAUUGGUCCUGAAGAUCCCUAUCGUUACAUUUGUACGAAUUGUUCCAAUUUGUUGGAUAUAUUUCUCGACUUCCAACAUGUUGCCCAAAGAUCCCAUAUUCUCUUGGAGACCGGCAAACAACUAUCACAUUGCAAUGAAUGGGACCAGCCAGACUAUGUGCAAAUGGUCGCAACAUGCAGGGAGGUCACCAGUGCUUACAGAAAACAGAUUGAUACGCUUCAAAACCAGUACAUGGCAUCCAGAAACAGAUCGUUUCACUUUAGCGAAGAGGUUCCAGAGACACCAAAUAUUAAAAUCGAACCAAUAUGCGAAUUAAAAGAAGAAUCUUUAGACGAGAAUAAAAUCAAUUCCAAAGACCUGGGUUAUGUGAUGAAUAACAGCGAGGACGACAUUCCUUUAAAAAGCAGGAAAAGAAGUUCAAAACCCACUAGUGAUGAAUCAUAUGAGCGUCGUCGAGGACGUAAACCCAAAGAUCAUCCAGACUUCAUGCCACAGCUGUGUGACUUUUGCGGAAAGCGCGUGUGUGGCGAAUCCGCAGAGGGUCAUAAGAACCAACAUUUAGGGAUAAAGCCGUAUCCAUGCACAAUAUCCGGAUGUAGUUUAAUGUUCCACGGUCGUCAUAACCGACUGAGGCAUGUGAAAAGGAUGCACAGUGAGAGUGGCGUUGAAGUUCACAAUUGUCAUGUUUGUGGUAAAAAUAUCCGUGGUCCUAAGCGAGCACUGAAAUAUCAUCUCCAACGGCACGAACAGAAUCAGCGAAAUGAAAAGAACUUCGUCUGUCAAGUUUGCGGAAAAGGAUUCACACUACAGCGAUAUCUUAUACAACAUUCUAUUAUUCAUUCUGGCGAGUUUCCGCACAAAUGUAGUUAUUGUGGUAAAAAGUUCAAUAACAAGUGGGGAAUGCGAGCACACGUGAAAAAUAUUCAUGAAAAAAAGGAGUCACCACCUUCCGGAUCGAGGACAUGAUAAAGUCGGGAAACGGAAAAUUUGUGCGAAAAAUGUCGAAUAAACUACAAUAGCAUCUCAACCCGAUUGCACAAAUGACAUUCAGUCAGCGCCCAUAUGAAUAUUUUUAAAAUAAUGAAGCUUCAAUGUAAACAAAAUAUAAACGUUAAUGAACAUAUAUAAUUUAUGUUCCAGAAACCACAAAAAAAAUAUAUCAUACCUAUUCUGCGUGGCGUUUGAGGUGAGAGACAAUUGUCGCAUAAUCACACAAUUCUCACUCUAUUCCGACAGUCGUAUAGGAUGACGUGAGAAGUUCAUUUUAUUGUGAGUGACUGAAUUAACUGCAUGUGAUGAGGUGUUCAUACUACUGGUUGUCAUAUCAGAUCAGAGGUUCCACAUUCGCAGAUGUCUGCAAAUUUCAACUUUUUAUUUUAGUCACAAACAUUUACAGAUUUUUAUCGCACAUAUUUGAAAAACGGGAUGGGAUCUUGACAUAGAACUGUAGUAAUUGCGUUUGAAUUGAGUUUUUUCAUUGUUCAAAAUCUGUAAGUUUUUCUCUUUUGAUACAUCAAAUGGGCGCCCUAAAAAUACCGUUUCCUGUAUGAACUUGUAUCCUUUACGGAUUAGACGAGAUAACGUGGUAGAAUCCGGAAUCACAUUCUGUUCAAAAAUGUACGCAAAAUACCAUUAAAGCCAUUAUUACCCUUUUCUUAGGUAUAUUCAAUUAUACAGAACAAGACAAGGAGUUAUCAGUUAUCAUUUUUAAAUACAAGUCUAAAUUAAAUAAUUUAGGUCUACAUAAAUAUAAACCUAAGUCAAAUAAAUCUAUGAAAUCAGAAAAGUAUUUUAUGGAUAAAAAGACGGGUGGGUAAUGUCGGGGACAUAACCGGAGUGACGUAGGACUAUACAA
Messenger RNA from Toxorhynchites rutilus septentrionalis, 2209 nucleotides. RefSeq names its product zinc finger protein 177-like. The transcript is spliced from 5 exons. Gene Ontology annotation, cellular component: nucleus. Gene Ontology annotation, biological process: regulation of transcription by RNA polymerase II. Gene Ontology annotation, molecular function: RNA polymerase II cis-regulatory region sequence-specific DNA binding; DNA-binding transcription activator activity, RNA polymerase II-specific; zinc ion binding. The record is from RefSeq and is a predicted model, not a curated record. Lineage: Eukaryota; Metazoa; Arthropoda; Insecta; Diptera; Culicidae. Bases 172 to 1320 code for a protein of 382 amino acids.